GAGCUGUGAUAGGGCUGUGAGUGUCGAUCUGACUAAACUUCGACUUAUUAACCUAAAGCAAAAAGGAGGCGUUGUGCGCAGAAGCUCACAAUCACGUGUUUGGUUCUCGUUUGUUGAUUUAUUAUUUUUUUUUUACUGAGCGGGUUCAAGGGUGAGCAAAAUCUUCCGGAAAACUUUACUCCAUCAUCACCUGAUAGUUAAUCGAGGUGUAAGCCGCGUAAUUGAUGACAUUAGAUGCGUUAAUUGCAAUCCAACGACCAGCUUUAUACAAUUUACCCGUGGCGGAGAAGAGGAAGCUUAGGGCUUGUUUUGAGGGAUCAUACUGCAUCUUGGUGCACGGCCUCAGCUCCUCUAGAGAUGGAUGGGAACAAUCCCGCGUACUAUCACUACCUCCCAAAGGGACAGUUCCCGGUACCUAUCACCAAUGGUGAAGUUAGUAACUUUCCAUCCAGCUAUAGCCCCCAACCUCCAUCUUGUCUAUAUGAGACCAAACCAACUAUCCACAACGAGGAUGCCGCAGGGUAUGGUCACGCUACCGGUCUACAGGUACCCGAUGGUCGGGGAGAUGACGGGCUAGCUAUUCAGCAACAGUACGUCCAACUUCACGGCGCCACAAUGCCAAUGCAUUCUCAAACGAACCCUCAGGACUUAUCUAGGCCGCUGGCUCUGGCCCAGCAAGCCUGUAGCCAGUCGCAACAGUGCGACGGACUCCCUAUAAAUUCUCUUGCGUCUCAGCAGCCGAAUUAUGCUCGAAUGCAUGGGCUUUCGAUGGCGGGACACCAUGGCGCUGUAAACGGUGGCCAAGGGCAGUGCCACGGGCAACUAGCACACCAACCGCUUUACACAAUGGCUUCCGAGUAUCCUAUGUCCUCAGCUAAGAUGUCGAAGAAUGCUAAUGUUGGUCAGAAUCUUCAAUUUCCAUGGAUGAAAACAACAAAAUCUCAUGCUCAUAUGUGGAAGGCAAAUUGGCCAGGUGCUUCCUUUGCUGAUUUCGAUGAAAACAAACGAACAAGGACAGCCUACACCCGUGGACAACUUCUAGAACUGGAGAAAGAAUUCCACUUCAAUAAAUAUAUUUCUCGUCCCCGACGAAUCGAACUCGCCGCCAUGUUGAAUUUAACGGAACGUCACAUCAAGAUUUGGUUCCAGAACAGGAGAAUGAAGUGGAAGAAAGAGGAAGCAAAGAGGAAACCAUUGAAACAGGAUGCUGAUGGGAGUGAAGUUGGUAGUCAGAGUGACAUCAUGGCAAAUGAUGAGAAGAUUUUACCUGAUUCAAGGACUGAUCACGAGAAUAUGAACACGUUGGUAGGUGAACGCGGUAUGGAACGCGCAGCGCAGGUACAAACGCAACGCCAUCUGACGAACCACAACUCAACGUUAGAAAGACAGGACAAUUCACCGUCACAGCGAGGAUGCGCGUCGCCAAGUAGUGAAGACAGUUUAGAAUUAACGAAGAACAUAAACUCACUGUCAUCGAAUCUAAGACCAACACAGGUGAAGACACAAAUUAUUGAUGCUCAGGCCUUUUGAUCUAGUCUGUGACUGAGUUUUAUUUAUAGCAAUUUCAGGUACUAUAUCUAUAUCUUUACUGCAGUAUGAAAUGAAGGCACCUUUAUGAGUCCCUCAUCAUGAUGUCUGAAAUCUCAAGGUUGAUUAGAGAUAAAAGUACCACAUUCCUAUCUGAUUCGCGCACCAUAUUUUUGAAAAUUCUAAAUUGAAGUUAUCAAAAUGUUUGACAGGAAAUCAUCUUAUUGUCAUGUCUAGCAUUGUUUCGAAUGAUUAAAUGUUAAGUCAUAUUUAUGCCAAGUAUAUAGUAUCACGUAAUCAACAGUGCAAGACCAGCAUUCUUUGGAUUGUUUAAAUAUUACAAUAUCAAUAUUAAAAGAAAUAUAAUUCAGCGACUGAUAAUCACAUGAGGUUUGGAGAAGAUAGCGUAUGAAAACAGUCUUUCUUUUCUUUUUAAGAUUUGGGUAUACUCACAUUAUCGCAUCUUUAACACAGCAGUGUGUAGUUCAACAGGCGAAUACAAGUAAUGGUAUUUAAGAUUUUAAAGCCAGAGAAGAUUUAUCGUGUGGAUUCUUUUGCUUUCCAGAGUUUCAUAUCUGACACGAACAAAGCAUCGCUGUUACGAAAUUGCAACUAUUUGUGCUCAUAAGGAAUAAUCAAUUAAACCAAUUUACUUUCAUGUUAUUGGAAAUUGAUGAAAAGCUAAUGAGUACAUGACAAUUUUUUUUUCAUAGGUCCAUGGAGCUAUUACAGAGUAAAAAAUGAAGUGCUAAUUUAGCACUUACA
Molecule: messenger RNA, 2292 nt
Organism: Lytechinus variegatus (green sea urchin)
Lineage: Eukaryota; Metazoa; Echinodermata; Echinoidea; Temnopleuroida; Toxopneustidae
Product: homeobox protein Hox-B7-A-like
Exons: 2
Coding region: 358-1530 (390 amino acids)
Biological process (GO): regulation of transcription by RNA polymerase II
Cellular component (GO): nucleus
Molecular function (GO): RNA polymerase II cis-regulatory region sequence-specific DNA binding; DNA-binding transcription factor activity, RNA polymerase II-specific
Source: RefSeq, a predicted model, not a curated record